CUGCCCAGCACAUUCGAUCGGAGAUCCAAGGCCUUCGACACGUGGUGGGCUGGGGAAAUUGGAUAUGAAACAAAGAUGCUGCCCCGGGUGCCGGUAUGGAGGCUGCGGCUGCCACGGCGACCCGAGGGUGAAAUUUAGCAGUUCCGGAGCUCGGCAAUUUUAGUGUCGCUGCAUAGGCCCCAACUGCUUCCACCUCAGCCACGACGGAACGACAGAAACUGCAAGCAGCCUUUCGGCCGAGGCCACCAUUUUGUUCGGUUAUAAAUUUCGUAUACAACGGGGACCCAGUGCCACGACCAUUGCUCCCCUCUCAAGCACUGCGCGAUUACGCGACUCUGCUCUUUUCAAGGCGACGGAGAGAGAGAGAGCGUUGAAGAUUCUUUGAUGCUCACGCAAAUCUUUUCUUCCGAUUUGUUUUCGUGAUCUCCGACGCUCGAUUCUCGAGCGCUGUCUGAGCCCGUGCCGGGAGCAGGUGGAGGAGCGAGGGGGAGGGGGGAGGGGGUAUAUGAAGGCAGCCUGGAGCAUACCAGGGACUCAUAUUCAGAACCCGCAACUGCUCCGUGAGGGAGGUUCUUCUUUCUCCGUCGAUUCGUUUCUGGUGUCGGUGCGCAGGAGCAGUUGCUUUUAAUAACGAUUUCUUUGGACUCGACGUGUCAAAGAAUCGGAAUUGACCGAACUCUAUUCCGCACUCAUCUCCAGUUCCAGUUCCAGCUCUUCCAAUUCUUCGUCGAGGCCGUGCGUGCUCGUUGGGGUUCGGGACAAAUUCCAUCAAAUGGCCUGGCAGUCGGAUUAUUUGGAUUGGAUUCUCUCUCCACUAGCCUUCGCGAUAAUGCUCGUCUACAAUGUGUGUCUCUACAUCCGCUUCAACAAGGCCCCGGAUAGCACCGUCAUGGGUGUCAACCAUCGCGCCAGACGAGCUUGGGUCCGGUCGAUUAUGCAAGAUAAUGAGAAGAAAAACAUAUUGGCGGUGCAGACUUUGAGAAACAGCAUCAUGGGAUCGACUCUUCUGGCAACGACGGCAAUCCUUCUGAGCUCAGCGGUGGCGGCCUUCCUGGCGAGCUCGUACGAUAUCAAGGGGAGAAUCAACAGCUCCAUCGUGGGAUCUCAGAGCAACAUAUCGCUGUCCGUCAAAUACAUGACCCUCCUGGCGGGCUUCUUGUCUGCAUUUCUCUGCUACGUUCAAGCAGUGAGGUAUACGAAUCAUGUAAACUUCAUCAUCAACGUGCCCAUCAGCGCAACCAUCACCCCCGAGUACGUAGCGGAUGUUCUCGAGAGGGGAGCGAACUUCCACACCAUCGGCACUCGAGCGUUCUAUGUCACGAUCCCUUUGCUCCUGUGGAUCUUCGGCCCAAUCCCAUUUUUCGCAUCCACGGUCAUACUCGUUCCGAUGUGGCAUAGUUUGGAUGCAGCUCAAGACACCGAGGCGCAGAAGAUGAGGAAGGCGCAGAUGAAGGCAUUCAAAGCUGGGAUCGUCGAAAAUGAUCCUUCUGACCACUCUGUCUCCCAUUCCAUCUCUAUUACAUCAGACAAAGGCGGACUCCCAGUCUGCACUAUGUUGUGAAACUUAAGAAGCAAUCAUCGUGGGUUCUUGAAACAAACGAUUGACGUUUUUGUGACAGAAGACAUCCAUCAAAGUACAGUAGAGGAUCUUAUGAAGGUAUAUGCAGGCUACUUGGACUUGUGUAUGCAUACGUACCGGCUAUAGUCUACGAAACACGACGAGAUUGAAUGUACAGUACGAUAGAAGCUAGUAUAUCCUUCUGGGAAGGAAGGGAGCAUGCUUUCGGGUAUAAUACUUAGUUUUUCUUUUCAUGUAAAUAAUUAAUUCAUUAAACUGUUGAGAUUCGUGGCACAACUGUCAAGGAUCGGU
This is a messenger RNA of Marchantia polymorpha subsp. ruderalis, 1870 nucleotides long. The record is from the annotation of a GenBank genome assembly. Lineage: Eukaryota; Viridiplantae; Streptophyta; Marchantiopsida; Marchantiales; Marchantiaceae.